AAAUCACUUGCCUUGUCACGUGACAACUUCUUUCAAACAUGGCGUCAGAGCAAAACAAGUCGUUCUCUCCCAGACAAUUAGCUAAUGUUUGGAGAGUUUGUUUGGGUUUAACCUGGUUGUGUGUGUUUGUUGGAGCAGAAAUACGAACAGCUGUUCUAGAUAAACAGAGCGGACGGCUGUCCGUCGUCCUGGGCUUCCGGGAAGACUUUGUAGCCUGGGCUAACUUCACCGACGACAUCCAAACAUCGGGCUGGUCCUUCCUGGAGGUCACAACCAGCAGCAAGUAUAAUGACAGCAUCCAGGCGUAUGCUGCUGGUGCAGUCGAGGCUGCAGUUACAUCCCGGCUCAUCUAUGACCACUGGAUGAACACUCUGGUGGGGUACUGUGGCCCCUUCAAGUUUCAAUCGGGUUACUGUGGACGCCUGAAGGCUUUCAUCACAACUAACCUGCGUUGGGUUCAGACCAUGAUAGAAGCAGGGCCGAAUUCACCCUACUGGUACCAGGUGCGUCUGGUGCUGCUGCAGCUGAAAGGCCUCGAGGACAGCUACAAUGAUCAGCUCUCAUUUCCAACAGAGUCCUUCUCCAUCAGUCCCUUUGGCUUCCUUCUUUUCCAGUUGGGUGGGGAUCUUGAAGACUUGGAGUCAGCACUGAAUAAAUCCAGCCAAACCCAACCCAUCGGAGCUGGUUCCUGUUCUGCGCUCAUUAAGCUGCUGCCAAACAAUAAAGAACUCCUGGUUUCUCAUGACACCUGGUCAACCUACCAGUCCAUGCUGCGCAUCAUGAAGAAAUACAUCUUUGCCUUUAAAAAGUCUCCUUUAGACAAUGAACCACUUCCUGGAGGAACUCAGGCCUUCUCAUCCUACCCUGGAUCCAUCUUCUCUGGAGAUGACUUUUAUAUCUUAAGUAGCGGCUUGGUUACACUAGAGACCACCAUUGGUAACAGCAACCCUGACCUCUGGAAGUACGUUCAGCCAAUACCGUCUGUUAUGGAAUGGCUCAGGAAUAUUGUUGCUAAUCGACUGGCUACUACUGGUGAAGAGUGGGCAGAGCUAUUUGAAAUGUACAACAGUGGAACAUACAACAACCAGUGGAUGAUUGUGGAUUAUAAACAAUUUACCCCAGGAAAGACUGAUGUUAAAAAGGGCCUCCUUGUAGUUCUGGAGCAGAUUCCGGGUUUGGUCAUCUAUGAUGAUAAGACUCAAGAACUGAUGAAGAAAGGAUACUGGGCCAGUUACAACAUACCGUACUAUCAGGACAUAUUCGACGCCAGUGGCUACAACGAGCUGGUCAAUAAGUAUGGUUCAUGGUUCUCGCUGGAUCAGAAUCCUCGUGCUCAGAUAUUCAGGAGAAACCAGACACGUGUUACCGAUGUAGACUCCAUGGUCCGCCUCAUGAGAUACAAUAACUUCAAAGAGGAUCCGUUGUCGAGGUGUGAGGAAUGUAGUCCUCCUGAGAAUGGGGAGAAUGCAAUCUCAGCACGUUCAGACCUGAACUCUGCUAAUGGAACAUAUCCGUUUGGUGCUUUAAAGCAGAGACCACAUGGGGGAACAGACAUGAAGAUGACUUCCUAUGAAAUGUACAAAACCUAUGGCAUGCUGGCUGUGAGCGGACCUACCUGGGACCAAGUGGCUCCCUUCCAGUGGAGCACUUCGCCUUACCAAGACUUGUUGCACAUGGGUCAUCCUGAUACUUGGACCUUUAAGCCUAUAAAAGUCACCUGGACACCUUAAAAGUUUAUCUGGAAUAAAAAGCUGCUCCUUUAUUGUUUUAAUAAAAGGAAUAGAUCAAAAGUUAUCACUGAUUGCCAGAACAAUGAUGUUUUUAAAAUCCUGUGACAAUUAUAGUGUUGAACUUUUGCUGAUUAAAUAAAAAAAAACUGCUUUGAGCCUUGAACAAAAAAUAAAUGCUGCUAUUUUGUAGGAGCAUUCAAGA
Molecule: messenger RNA, 1932 nt
Organism: Nothobranchius furzeri (turquoise killifish)
Lineage: Eukaryota; Metazoa; Chordata; Actinopteri; Cyprinodontiformes; Nothobranchiidae
Gene: plbd2
Product: phospholipase B domain containing 2
Biological process (GO): phospholipid catabolic process
Cellular component (GO): extracellular region
Molecular function (GO): glycerophospholipase activity
Source: RefSeq, a predicted model, not a curated record